Plasmodium yoelii is the source of this 645-nucleotide messenger RNA. RefSeq names its product trafficking protein particle complex subunit 6A, putative. The coding region runs from base 1 to 645 and encodes 214 amino acids. The transcript is spliced from 2 exons. Gene Ontology annotation, biological process: regulation of GTPase activity; endoplasmic reticulum to Golgi vesicle-mediated transport. Lineage: Eukaryota; Apicomplexa; Aconoidasida; Haemosporida; Plasmodiidae. The record is from RefSeq and is a predicted model, not a curated record. Gene Ontology annotation, cellular component: trans-Golgi network; cis-Golgi network; TRAPP complex.
AUGCAACCAAGCCAAAUGAACGAAAAAAAAAUUUCGAAAAUAACUCUUUUACUUUUAAUUAAUGAAAUAAUUAAUUUGAAUAUAAAAUUAGUAAAAGACAAUAUAUUAGAUAUUGAAAAUGUAGGAAAUGGUGAUAAUAACAAGUUUUAUAAUGACAAAUUUGAUAAUGAAAAGUUUGAUAAAAAGGACAGUAAUAGUAACAGUAAGGAGAAUUGUAACGAGAUAGAAAAAGAUAAAGAUUGCAUAAAUAUCAUGUCAAAAAGAUUAAAAAAUAUGGGUAAAAGUAUAGGAUUAAAAAUGAUUGAACAUAUAUUAAUAUAUAAAAAUAAUUUAGUUGAUAUUAAAGAUAUUAUCAAAGUUAUAGGAAAAGAUAUGUGGUAUAUUAUUUUUAAUAAACAUAUUGAUAAAUUACAAACUUAUAAAAAAAAUGUAUAUAUAAUUGUUGAUAACGAUAUAACUGUUUAUUUAAAACACACUUUAAUUGAUAACCAAACAAAUAAAAAAAAUAAUUUUAUCCAUUUUUUUAUAAUUUUUAUAAUUGGAAUUAUUAAAGGUGUUUUAACCCGAUUUAAAAUUAAUGCUUAUAUUACUUACAAUUUGCAUUACCCUACAUGUUCUUUUCAAAUAACCAUACUCGAUGGGUAA